Salarias fasciatus (jewelled blenny) is the source of this 588-nucleotide messenger RNA. RefSeq names its product interleukin 22 (gene il22). Lineage: Eukaryota; Metazoa; Chordata; Actinopteri; Blenniiformes; Blenniidae. Gene Ontology annotation, cellular component: extracellular region. The record is from RefSeq and is a predicted model, not a curated record. The transcript has 5 exons. The coding region runs from base 1 to 588 and encodes 195 amino acids.
AUGACACUGAAGCUCGCAGCCUCCUCCUCUGCUGCUGCCGCCGCCGUGCUGGCCCUCCUGCUCCUGAUUGGCUGCGGCCAGCGGGCGGCGGCCCACCCGGUGGACCAGCCGCUGAGCCCGGUGCUGCACAGCGAGCGCACAUACAACGCCGUGAGGAACGUGUCCCGCCAUAACCAGCAGCCUGAGGACGACCCCAGCGUGAGACUGAUGCCCAAAGUCACCGUCAAGCAGGACCAACUGAAGAUCUGCUGCCUCCACGCCAACAUCCUGGAGUUCUACCUCAACAACGUCCUGCGUCACCGUGACAACGAGCAUCCCAGCAUGCACCAGCUGAAAACCGACCUGCACCGGGUCAGCGAGGACCUGAAGUCACACGGCUGCAACGUCGCCCGUUACCGCGACCAUCCUCACACCGUGGAGUUUCGCAAGAAGCUCGACAAGAUGGGCGAGGCCGGCAUCAACAAGGCGGUGGGAGAGAUCGACAUCCUCUUCAUGUACCUGCAGGAGUCCUGCGUCCAGUCCAGGAAGUCCGCCGCCACCGCCGCCACCACCGCCGACUACACCGACGACACCACCGCUCAGCUCUGA